Molecule: messenger RNA, 1686 nt
Organism: Adineta steineri
Lineage: Eukaryota; Metazoa; Rotifera; Eurotatoria; Adinetida; Adinetidae
Source: the annotation of a GenBank genome assembly
AUGAUUGUUUCUGGUUCACUUGGAAAACAUAUUGUGCCUCAUGUGCAUGAUAUGUCCCAAGUAGACACCAUUUUUAUUUUUUGUAGCAAUCAAGAAUGGCAUAAACAAUGGGCAAAAGAAUGGCCUAAAAUAAAAGGAGUCUUCACAGAUAUAACAUCAAUCUGUGAAGCUCUCAAGCAAACUGCUCACCAAUGUGAGCAAAAUGCCAUCUCAAUCAGCUUUGUGGCAUCAAACAAGAAGUUGAAUCAAUUAGAUCCAUCAUUCAUGUAUACUCAGAUCUUGAAAGAGAUCUUAUUAACAAUCAAAUUCGAAGACAAACAUUUCAAAGAAUUUAUUAGUUAUUGUCAUGAAGUAUAUGAAGAUGAUGAAAAUGAAGUAAAAAAUGUUCAUCAAUUACAAACAACAUACAAAAACAACAUACCCAUAUGGUGGUAUACAUGGAAUGCAUUUUUAUAUCGUAUGCUCAAUCAGGCAUUAAGAUUAAUGGAUGUUGAUAUUAUUGUUCGAAUGGGUUUCUUUAUUAAUGAUCUACAUCGUGAUAUUCAACGACUACAUUCUGAACAAUUCGAUGACCAUCAAUCAGAUACAACAUUUACAGUUUAUCGUGGACAAGGUCUUUCAAAAGAAGAUUUCACCGAAAUGACAAAAACUAAAGGUGGACUUCUUUCAUUUAAUAACUUUUUAUCAACUAGUAAAAAUCGUGAUGUUUCUCUUGUUUUCGCACAACAAGCUGCUACAAAUCCUGAUCUUGUUGGAAUUCUAUUUGUUAUGUCAAUUAAUCCAGCUGAUUCAACAAAUCCAUUUGCUUGUGUUAGUGAUGUUAGUUAUUUUCAUACAGAAGAUGAAGUUCUCUUUUCUAUGCAUACCAUUUUUCGUAUUGGAGAUAUCAAACCAAUGGAUGGAGAUAAUCAUCUCUAUCAAGUGAAUCUAGUAUUGACCAAUGACAACGAUCGAGAUCUUCGAACUCUUACUGAUCGUAUCCGAGAAGAGACCUAUCCAGAUCAAGAAGGAUUGGAGAGAUUAGGAUUACUACUAAGGAAAAUGGGACAGUUUUACAAGGCUCAAGAAGUUUAUGAAAUUUUACUUCAUCAAACAACAGAUGAGAGUGACAAGGCACCUAUUUAUCAUCAACUAGGUUCGAUCAAAGAUGAUCAAGGAGAAUAUCAAGAAGCACUUACAUAUUAUGAAAAAUCAUUUGCUAUCUAUCAGGAAACACUUCCUUCCAAUCAUCUUAAUUUGGCUAACACCCAUAACAACAUCGGUGUGGUGUAUCGGAAAAUGGGUGAUUAUCCAAGAGCACUUUCAUCUCAUGAAAAAGCUCUUGCAAUCCAACAACAAUCACUUCCGUCCAAUCAUCCUGAGUUGGGUGCUUCCUAUAACAACAUCGGUAGUGUGUAUAAGAACAUGGGUGAUUAUCCAAAAGCACUUUCUUAUUAUGAAAAAGCCCUCGAAAUUCGACAACAAUCACUUCCUUCCAAUCAUCCUGAUUUGGGUGCUUCCUAUAACAACAUCGGUGCAGUGUAUGAGGAUAUGGGCAAGUAUUUAAAAGCUCAUUCAUUUUAUGAACGUGCUGUACAAAAUGGACAACAAUCAUUACCAACAAAUCAUCCAACUCUUCAACAACGGAGAAAAAACCUCGAAGACAUGAAAAAAAAAACUAUAGUUUUUUCUGGUAUUUUUUUUUGA